Messenger RNA from Eruca vesicaria subsp. sativa (arugula), 1493 nucleotides. The record is from the annotation of a GenBank genome assembly. Lineage: Eukaryota; Viridiplantae; Streptophyta; Magnoliopsida; Brassicales; Brassicaceae.
AUGACUUUCAUUACCCCUUCAUCACCGCCACCAUUAAUACCUCUUAAACCAUACACAAGCUUCGAUAUAACAAGCAAAGUCAGCCCAGACGUCCUUCUAGUAAUCAUAAUCCUCUCCAUCAUCUUCUUCAUCUCCGGUCUCAUCCAUAUCCUUGUCAAGUUCCUCCUCACACCAUCACUUCAAAACAGAGAUGAUUACUUCGACAACAACAACGUCACAGCUUUUCAAGGCCAGCUUCAACAACUUUUCAACCUCCACGAUUCAGGCCUCGACCAAUCACUAAUCGACAAGUUACCUGUCUUUCAUUACAAAUCCAUCAUCGGUCUCAACAUUACAUCUUUCGACUGUUCUGUUUGUCUCUGCGAGUUCGAAACAGAGGACAAGCUCAGGCUCUUGCCUAAAUGCAGCCACGCCUUUCACGUUGACUGUAUCGACACGUGGCUUCUCUCUCACUCUACUUGUCCUCUUUGUAGAUCCAAUCUCCUUCUCUCUGAUUUCUCAUCUCACUACAGUCCAAGAUUAUCGUAUCUACAUGUUCUUGAGUCAGCGAGUGGUCGAAGCUUGAGGGACAUAAUUCCUGUUCCUGAGGCUAAUGAUCUUGGGUCGACCCGUUUUGGGUCGGGUCGUAAAUCAUGCGACCCGGAUGGUGAAUUGGUUGUUCCUUUAGAAGUUAAGCUAGGGAAGUUUAGGAACGUAGAUCAUGUUGGUGAAGGAAGUGACAGCAACAACGAUAAUAUCAUUAGUGGCAACAGUAAUGUAAAUGUUAGGAGGUGUUUUUCAAUGGGGUCAUAUGAGUAUAUUGUGGACCAAGGAGCUACACUUAAAGUCCACGUUCCGACCAAGAAUCAAUCCGACAAAGAUGGUCGUUUGCCUGGCCAUAGAGCAGUUAUGUCUGAAUGCGGUUAUGAUCCUACGGUUAAGGGAAUUGGGAAGAGUGUUGUGGAAAGGGAGAGUUUUUCUUUGUCUAAAAUUUGGCUACGGGGUAAAAAGGAGAAGCAGAAGGGUACUAGUGUUAGAGAUCAGGAAUGUUCUUCUUUGUCUUCAUCUUCUAUCAGAUUUUCGAAGCAAAUGGAUCCUCCUGAGGCGAAGAAUGGGAUCAAUUUCGAUGAAGAGAAUCAAAAGAGCGAAAAUUCGGAAUCUUUGGAGACGAAAACGCCAUCUUUUGCUAGGAGGACCAUGCUUUGGCUUGCAGGGAGACAAAACAAGACUGUUCAUCCUUCUACAUCCAAUGUUUAGUUUUCUGUUGUUGAAGUUUUAAUCUUAUUUUCAAAUAUUUGAUAAGAUUUGUGAGUUUUCUCUAGAGAGAAAGUAGAUGAAUAGCGGGGGAUAUAAAUAUAUGUAGGGGUUUUUACUUCUUACUACUUGGGCACAUUGGGAAUUUGGUUUGUGUGUGCUGCCAAUGCCACCCAUUGUUCUAAUUCUAAAUUUUUGUUUCUUAUAACGAUGGCCCUUCCUAUGUAACUGAGAAGUAAGAUAACUAUACAAGUAAUGGA